AGAUGAUCGUAAGCUUUACACGAAAACAAACUGAAGAUAACAAUCAAAACAUUUAAAACUUUAAAGAUUUGAGGUUAGGACUCACAUUUGACCGCUUGACGUGUUAAUGUCAACUGACAGCAAAGUUGACUCAAAAUUAUUACAAAAUAUGUCCUAAUACAUUUGAAAUAAGAUCGAGAAUAGCUUGGGAUUUUCUUAAUAAGAGAUUGGCUACAGGUUUUCAUACACCGCUCUGCCAUAUGGGAAACAACAUCCCACUUUCUUCGGCAGAGAUCUUGACACCGCAGUCUCGAUUCGAACUCGAACGCGGCAGACAGUCGCGUUAAAAAAAACAUUUAAAAAAGUUCAAGCGCGCCAAAGUGUGUGACAUUAGUGGGUGUUUUUUUUUAAGACCAUUUUGUGCCUGGAUUUUGGAUACUUUUCAUUGGAAAAAUGAUUACGCGGCGGAGAUCGACGCUGUUGCUAUGGUGUAUACUCGGACUGGCGUUGGCAGACGACACCCCACCAGGUCUGGUGGCCAAGGACAGCGACCAGGACCUCGUGGCCGAAGCGACGCAGUCAGGUAAAUGCACAGGCGGUCAAGCCCAGAAGCGUGAGGCGUCGUUGUCGAACUCGUACGGAGAGCCGCUGCCGUCCGACGCGUACGGCCCCCCGAGAGACAACUCUAAUGGUCUCCAGCACCCAGCGCCCGUGUUCCAGCAGCAGGACUUCCAAAACAACAUCUUCGACACCCCACCUGGCGCCUAUGGACCCCCGCAGCCCAUCGUGUUCCCCAGCCAGAGCUACGAGGGCCCCCCACCCCCCGUACGCAAGCCUCACUCCAUCUACGGACCCCCCAAGCAGACCUACGGACCCCCUAAACAAAUAUACGGACCCCCCAAACCCAUCUACGGACCCCCUAAGAAAACUUACGGUCCCCCGAAACAAACCUAUGGAGCACCUUUCAAACCACCGAAAAUUCAAUUCCCUAAACCAGUUUAUGGCGUUCCGAAACAAAUGUACGGACCCCCUAAACCUAUAUAUGGACCGCCUAAAUUACAGACUAAUUAUGGCGCCCCAGUAAACAGCAUACACUUACCGGCCUUACCUGAGCUUCCACCGAUCAAUUUACCACAGAACUUUGGCACAGGAAUCGGAAACAUCGAUUUACCAGCGACCAUCUACGGAACCCCUAUCCCAUCCUUACCUUUAGACCUGAAACCUAAUUUCCCGAUCCCUUCUGAUACUUACGGACCCCCUGGACACUCCAUCGGCCCUAUAGGACCUAAUGAGCAAGUCGUGGUUCAAGAUGUCGGUAACAUCGGGCAUUAUGGUCCUCCACAGCCUGAUCCGAACCCAAGGCCACCGCACCCAGGUAUCCCCGCCCCACCCACGCCCCCUCAUGUACUCUACGAUGGAUGGAAGCCGAUCCCUGGAGUCUCCAAGCCUCUAAUUGAAAACCUGGACAGUAAUAUCGGAGACCAAUACGGCCCGCCUCCGCCGGCACCCGUCCAAGAAGUUCAUUUGAAUUUAGAUGGUCAUUCACUACCAAGCGUGAACGUAGGACCGUCUUUCUCUGGAGCUCAAAUAUCUACAGGCUACUCCAACGUCCAUCAGGAUAUCUUAGCAAAUAUUGACUUAAACGCUAUCGUUGGUGGAGAUUCUAAUCAUAUUGAUCAAUCAAAGACGGUGUUUGAAGCGCAUUAUACGGAACCGAACCAAGAUCUUGGUGUUCAGAGCCUGCCGCUAGCGCAGACCAAGCCGUUUGAUACUUACGGCACUCCGCCAGCGGAGUCCCUAUCAGGAGGAUCCUAUCCCACGUCUAUUAGACAACAGGGCGCUAAAGGCUUAGUUCCACCUUCAGGUGUUUAUGGAGUCCCGCCUGGAAGCCAAUACGGAGUCCCCCCACGCCCACCUCCAGCUAAUCUCCCGAUCCCUUACGGAAGCCACUCAGGCGGUGGACAUUCAGGCGGCAGUUCUCCUCGUCACCCAAUUAAAUUCAGGGAUUCCGUCCCUGAAGGAUUGUUCCAAAACAUCGGGCAAACUACGCGCGUGAAGGAUGCUCAUAACAUUGAUCACCUCAAACAAGGGCCGGCGUAUCUGCCUCCUCCUGUCAGAGAAGUGAAGGACGCUAAUCAUCAGAUCGGCAACUUUGGCAUUGGAAACCUUGCUUUGUCCAUCGAGCCUUCGAGCCUUUUCAGUCUGCCUCACGCCGGCAACCCUAUCAACUUCCAACAAGUACAGCAACCUAACAGCUUAUACGGCUCUCCUAUCGACUCUUACUCAGCACCUCUCGGAACUAUAGCCGAUCAUACAGCUUCAGGCUCUAAUACAAAUUCAGUAACCGCUGCUUUAGACGGUACGAUCUUGGCCAAUCUUUCGAACUUGGACGCGGCCGCCAUUUUGAAACACUGUCCUUAUCACGAAGCUAUUCUUAAAGCGGCUCAAUUGGGGGAGAAGAUACCUUCGGAGUUAGCGUCCAGUUACGUCGCCAGCUUGAGCUCUUUAGGCUCAACCUUAUCUAAAAGCCAGCAGACUUUAAUAUCGCCUCAGAACAGCUUCAACACUCCUGUAGCUGGAAGCGAGUCAGUAUCAUACAAUUCUAAAGACCUAGACACUGCCUCUCACACAUUAGUUCAAACUAUUCUACCAACCAAUAACAUAAAGAGCGAAAAGACGGAAAAGACGAGCAUACAGAAAGGUAAAUCGAUAAAAGACGAGUCUGGAAAGCAUAGUUACAAAAAUGAAGGUCUGCAGCAGCAGAUCUUCCAAACUUCUGAGAAAAUCAGGAAUUUGAGUGAAGAGACUAAACAAUUACAGCAGAAAAUUGUAUCGACGAGCCAAAGCUUAAGCCAGGUCAAUGGACAAAUAUCACAAUUCGGACAGAGAGAGAAGAACAGAGGCAACAACUAUUCAUACCAAAUACAGUCUUCCGCUGACCACAAUGGCAAAGGACAACCUUCGAUACCUCACGAGCAAUUACUAUCUGAAGGUCUUUUGCAAAGUAUCUUGCAAGCCAUCGAGCAGCCUUCGCAGAAACCGAGACAAGUGAAGGUCCAAAAUCAGAACAUAAAUUUCGAACAAGCCAGCACUUUAGAUUUGGCAAACUUAGACGCCGAUGGCCUUAUCUUGCCUGCCGGCUACGAACCUAUCGAUAGAACCAAAGAAAAAGAGAAAACUCAAGAGAAACACGUAACUAUUGAUCAAGAAAUACAAAGCACUAACAAAGAUAUCAAACAGAUACUUAACAGUGAAAUAAUACACAGACACAGAGGUGACAUUCCGCACACAGAAUGCGAUUUAAGAGCUGAUAACUCGGUGACUCACACCGUUGUGGUGCCGCCGCCAAACGUGGAUAAAGUAGCGCCAGUUGAAGAAAUCGAUGAUAACGAUGUAGCCAUCUAUUUCGACGAGAAAACCGACGUGACUGAAAAACAGGAGCAAGUUACUGAAAUCUCAGUAGCGACGAGCAUAAGUGAAGGCGAUUAUGAAAAGGAGCCUGAGUUCGGAGAUAAAAUUGAGAAGAAAGAAUCGUAGGAAAUGUUUGGAGAAUCUAGUCUGUAAAACAGUGAGUUCAAAGGAUUCAUAAGUUAAUCUUUCAUAGAAACAAAGGAACUAUUUGCUAAUGAAAUAAGCAAAAUAGUAAUCGACCAUAAAAUACGAUAUAAUACAAUAUAAUAACAUCACGUCCGCAUAAAGAUAGAACCACUUUAUUGUAAUUUUGAUGCCAUAACACGGAAAAUAACUUUUGGUUCAGUGGCAGAAUGAAGUCACGUAUUUCUAAUUGGUCAUACCUUUCUAAAUGAUUUACUUUAGUUUAGUUUAGUUUAACCGUCACGAGAGGCUCACUGGAAUAUUAAAAUGCCAUCUGUAUUUGCUGAUUUCUAAAUAUCCCUUUUUAAAAGUAAUUUAUUUAGAAAAUAUUUAACAAACUGUUAUUUCCGUAAGGGAUAUAUUUAGAAAUGAGCAACGCUAAUCGUAAAAGGUGUCGGAAUUAAAAGACUGAUUCGGCAUCUUUUUUGAAACAUACGAUUUUAAAUGUAACGAAUUUAAUUUAAAUUAUUUAUAAUAACGCCAUCUAUCGGAGAUCUGAGAAAACUCCACCGUUUAAGAGCUCUAUUUCUUUAGAACUUUGUAAACUGCCUGAGAUUUCUCAGAUCAUACUUAUUUAACUAUCAUUAUUUAUAUCUUUAACCUUAAUUGUAGUUUAAGUUUAGCAAUUCAGUAUUUUCUUGUUUCUCCACUAUUUAUUGAUCUUUGGUAAGUGGAUGUCUGUAUGUACGGUAGUACAAAUGUAUUUCAUUAAGAUAAAUAAAAUGUACAGUACA
Molecule: messenger RNA, 4307 nt
Organism: Cydia splendana
Lineage: Eukaryota; Metazoa; Arthropoda; Insecta; Lepidoptera; Tortricidae
Exons: 5
Coding region: 433-3516 (1027 amino acids)
Source: RefSeq, a predicted model, not a curated record